This is a messenger RNA of Fonsecaea erecta, 1485 nucleotides long. RefSeq lists its product as hypothetical. The transcript has a single exon. NCBI's taxonomy places the organism in Eukaryota, Fungi, Ascomycota, Eurotiomycetes, Chaetothyriales, Herpotrichiellaceae. Gene Ontology annotation, molecular function: oxidoreductase activity, acting on the aldehyde or oxo group of donors, NAD or NADP as acceptor. The record is from RefSeq and is a predicted model, not a curated record. Bases 1 to 1485 code for a protein of 494 amino acids.
AUGAAUUUCCCGCUGCCAGACAAACUGCCCACGAUCGAGGAGUGCCUGCCCACGCACCGCGGCCUGUACUACAACGGCGGCUGGCAUGAGCCGAUCGAUGGCCACUACAUCGACACGUUCAACCCGGGCACGGGUACCGUGAUCACCAAGGUGGCCUAUGCUGGCGUCAAGGACACCGAGGCCGCGUUAGAGGCCGCCCAGGCGGCCUUCCCUGCGUGGCGGGCCACACCGCCUCUCCGGCGCGGCAAACUGCUCAAGAGAGCGGCACAGGUGUUUCGAGAACAUGCCGUCGAACUCGCCCUCCUCGACGCCGCGAACAUCGGCAGCCCCAUCACCAUCAUGGCCGGCGACGCGCACUUCGCCGCCGAGUACCUCGACUUCUACGCCGGCCUGAUCCCCGCCGUCACCGGCGAGACGAAUGAUCUAGGCGAGGCCACCUUCAACUAUACCGUGCGGGAACCUAUCGGCGUGGUCGCGAGACUCGUGGCAUCAAAUCAUCCGCUGAUGUUCACCGGGACGAAGAUGGGCCCGGCCCUGGCGAUGGGGAACACGGUGGUCAUCAAGACGCCCGAACAGGCGCCCCUAUCUGCUCUCCGACUUCUUGAGUUACUCGGCGACAUCUUCCCACCUGGUGUCUUCAACGUCCUCUCGGGCGGCAUCGACUGUGGUAAAACGUUGUCGACGCAUCCGAUCGUGAGAAAGAUCACCCUGAUCGGAAGUCUGCCGACCGGCCGCGCGAUCAUGAAAGCCGCCGCCGAGUCCCUCAAGCUGUCCGUCUUCGAGCUGGGCGGGAAGAAUGCUCUCAUCGGAUAUGCCGACGCCGACAUUGAUCGCCUUGUCGAUGGCAUUGUGGACGGCAUGAACUGGUCGUGGUGCGGGCAAUCGUGCGGCUCGACGUCGCGGGUGUUUCUACAUGAAUCUAUACACGACAAGGUCCUAGAUCUGGCGAAGACCAAGCUCGAAAAGACUUAUGUGCCAGGUAAUCCUCUGGACAAGGCGACGACGAUGGGGUCGAUGGUCAACAAAGCUGCCCAAGACAGGGUACUACGGUACAUCGACAUUGGGAAGAAAGAAGGCGCCCGACUCGUCCUCGGCGGAGAACCACCCAGCACCGAAGACACCAAGGGAGGCUGUUUCGUGCUGCCGACGAUCUUCGCCGACGUGGAGCAAACGAUGACGAUCGCACGCGAGGAAAUCUUCGGACCUGUCCUGUCGGUCCUGAAAUGGACAGAUGAAGAACAGAUGUUCAAGGACGUCAACUCGGUCGAGUACGGGCUGACCGGCGCGGUGUUUACGUCCAACAUGUCGACGGCCCAAAAGGCUGUCCGUCGGAUCGAGGCCGCCACCGUCUGGGUCAACACGUCGGCCACGCAUUACCUGGGCAUGCCGUGGGGUGGAUACAAGCAGUCCGGGAUUGGGAGGGAGGACUGCUUUGAGGAGAUGGUCGAGAUGACCCAGCGGAAAGCGGUGCAUGUGAAGCUGUGA